Rosa chinensis is the source of this 1655-nucleotide messenger RNA. Its product is annotated as probable pectate lyase 20. The transcript has 7 exons. Gene Ontology annotation, molecular function: pectate lyase activity. Bases 95 to 1441 code for a protein of 448 amino acids. Lineage: Eukaryota; Viridiplantae; Streptophyta; Magnoliopsida; Rosales; Rosaceae. The record is from RefSeq and is a predicted model, not a curated record.
ACUUUUCUUUGACUCCACUUGUUUCCUUCUUCUUCAAUUUUCAGAGCUAGCUAGAGAGGGCCAGAUAUAUAUAGCUGUGAGAUAUAUACAGAGCAUGAGAUUAGCUAGCUCGAAAGCCACAAUGCGGUUCUAUAUGACUCCACUGCUGCUUCUUUUGGCCUUGCUCGUAAGCGUAGCGGCUUCAAUAGAGAAUGACAAGCCUUUACAGUCAAGGUCCGUGGGACUAGAGGAGCCAAAAAGCUCCAUCAACUCGUCAAUGUCGACAGAAAGGUCCAACGAUGACUGGAAUGAGCACGCAGUAGAUAAUCCGGAGGAGAUCGCGUCCUUGGUUGAUACGACCAUUCGUAACAGUACUGCGAGAAGAAACUUGGGAUUUUUCUCAUGCGCAACAGGGAAUCCCAUUGAUGACUGCUGGAGAUGUGACCCACAAUGGCAGCGCCACCGCAAGAGGCUAGCCAAUUGCGGCAUUGGGUUCGGGCGCAAUGCCGUAGGCGGCCGUGACGGAAGGUAUUACGUUGUAAAUGACCCCGGUCAUGAUGAUCCGGUGAACCCCAGGCCCGGUACCCUCCGUCACGCUGUCAUCCAGGACAGGCCUUUGUGGAUUGUGUUCAAGCGUGAUAUGGUGAUCACAUUGAAGCAGGAGCUUAUAAUGAACAGCUUCAAGACCAUUGACGCUCGUGGAGUCAAUGUCCACAUUGCUUAUGGAGGUUGCAUUACUAUUCAAUACGUUACUAAUGUGAUCAUCCAUGGUCUACAUAUCCAUGACUGCAAGCCUACCGGCAAUGCCAUGGUCCGGAGCUCACCGAGUCAUUAUGGGUGGAGGACCAUGGCUGAUGGGGAUGGUAUAUCCAUUUUCGGAGCCAGCCACAUUUGGGUCGACCACAACUCGCUCUCGAAUUGCGCCGAUGGCCUCAUUGAUGCUAUCAUGGGUUCUACUGCCAUUACCAUUUCUAACAACUACUUCACUCACCAUAAUGAGGUUAUGUUGUUGGGGCACAGUGAUUCCUACACAAGGGACAAGCAAAUGCAAGUGACCAUUGCCUACAAUCAUUUUGGUGAGGGACUCAUCCAAAGAAUGCCAAGAUGUAGACAUGGGUAUUUCCAUGUGGUGAACAAUGACUACACUCACUGGGAAAUGUAUGCCAUUGGUGGAAGUGCUGAUCCCACCAUUAACAGCCAGGGCAACAGAUAUCUCGCCCCUACCAACCGUUUUGCCAAAGAGGUGACACAUAGAGUUGAGACCACAGGCAGAUGGAGGCACUGGAACUGGAGAUCAGAAGGAGACCUACUCCUUAAUGGAGCGUUUUUCGUCCAAUCCGGAGCUGGUGCUGCAGCCAGUUAUGCCAGAGCUUCAAGCUUAGGGGCAAAGUCAUCUUCCAUGAUUGGCAGCAUUACUGCUGGUGCUGGUGUUCUUAAUUGCCGGUCUGGUCGUCAAUGUUAAUUCUCAAUCCCCAUGAAAGAAAAAAGAAUAGAAAACCAAAAAAAAAAAAUAGAAACAAGAAGAAAAAAGCAAGAAAGAAAAUAUUACUCAUUUCUUUCUUGCUUAAUUGUUAGAGCGCCUACUAUUAUUGGUGAGUUUGCAGCAUUAUGUUUACAUCUCUUCCCCUAUUUGUCCCAAUCAAAUAUUUGAAAAAAGUGUACAUUUUUUUCUAGCA